Molecule: messenger RNA, 1119 nt
Organism: Fragaria vesca subsp. vesca
Lineage: Eukaryota; Viridiplantae; Streptophyta; Magnoliopsida; Rosales; Rosaceae
Product: probable pectinesterase 68-like
Exons: 5
Biological process (GO): cell wall modification
Molecular function (GO): pectinesterase activity
Source: RefSeq, a predicted model, not a curated record
AUGGCUUCUCUUCCAUCAUCUUCAUUCGUUUGUUUCUACUUCUUUGGUUUCAUACUCACUUUGCUGUUGUUUCAUGCAGAACCAACUCAAGCUAGAAGAAGCAGCUUUGAUAUUCUCAGCUCUCCUGCGACAGGAGAUAGUAAUAGUAGCAGCUCCUCCAACCAUACCAGCAACCAGCGGAAGUGGGUGGGGCCGGUUGGCUACCUACACAUUACCGUGGACAUAAGAGGUUCCGGUGACUUCAUGUCCGUCCAGUCCGCCGUCAAUGCAGUUCCGGUCAACAAUACGGUCAAUGUUGUCAUCCACAUCAAGCCAGGAUGUUACAUAGAGAAAGUGGUGGUGCCCGCGACGAAGCCGUAUAUAACGUUUCAAGGAGCUGGGAAGGAUGCGACGGUGAUCGAAUGGCACGACAGAGCCAGUGACCGUGGAACUAAUGGACAGCAGCUGCGGACUUACAGAACCGCUUCUGUCACUGUGUUUGCCAACUAUUUCUCAGCCAGAAACAUUAGCUUCAAGAAUACGGCACCGGCUCCGAUGCCGGGGAUGCAAGGAUGGCAGGCGGUGGCGUUUCGGAUAUCGGGAGACAAGGCAUACUUCUCCGGCUGCGGGUUCUAUGGCGCCCAAGACACACUCUGCGACGACGUUGGACGCCAUUACUUCAAGGAGUGUUACAUCGAGGGUUCCAUAGAUUUCAUCUUUGGAAAUGGCCGCUCCAUGUACAAAGACUGUGAGCUGCACUCAAUAGCUACCAAGUUCGGCUCCAUUGCUGCUCAGUUCAGAAAAUCACCGGACGAUAAAUCGGGCUUUGCUUUUCUCAACUGCCGGGUAACGGGUAAGGGUCCACUCUAUGUGGGUCGGGCCAUGGGCAAGUACGCCAGGAUCGUAUACUCCUACACAUACUUCGAUGACGUGGUCGCCCAUGGUGCCUGGGAUGACUGGAACACAACUAGUACAAAGUGAGUGACUGAUUUUCUAGGAGUGUACAAGUGCUGGGGUCCCGGAGCAGAAGCGUUGCGCGGUGUUCCAUAUGCCCCGGAGCUUGAUUUCGACUCGGCGCACCGAUUUCUGAGGAAGAGCUUCGUCAAUGGAAGGCACUGGAUAUCCCCCUCUGAUGCUUAA